AUGAAUAAUCCAGCUGGCAUUUAUCAUUACAGAGAGACUCUUUGUAAUGAUCCUGAUAAGGACUUUGAGAUUCUUGACUAUGUUAGCAUUGAAUAUAAUUCUGAAAGUCUUGAACAACCAACACCUUCACUGUUGUCUAAAUAUAGUACAAGCAACACAGAAAUUGAUAUAAAUAUAUAUGAUAGUUCAUAUGAUAUACAAUUUGAUACAUCAGCAAUCGGGUUAGCUAAGGCAUAUGCCAAUUCGUCAUCAACAACAAUACAAGAACAAGACAAUGAAAUAGAUAUAAAUUGGUUGGCACAAGAUCUUGAUCGAUGCCAUCAUCUUGUGGAGAAACUAUUGAAACAACUUGGAGGGAUUUUGGAGCUGGAUUUUGAUGCGGUAGAUAAAAUUGUUAUGAAAUCAAAGGGUAAUAGUUUAAAUACACUAGAGAAGUUUCUAUCGAUAGAGCAGAGAUUUGUCAAAAAAGAUAUUUAUUCUGUGGACACUAUAAAUCGUCAUCAUGAUGAUUCUGCAAAGUCACUUCAAUUGAUCACGAAAUGGAUAAAUGAGAUAUCAGAGUCUGCUUACAGAGAUAUACAAUGCCUUCUUCUUCAUAAAUUUUUAAAGGAAUACGAAUUCACAUCAAGAAAAUCUAUGGAAGAAAAGGAAACAAUUUCGACAUCACUAAGUUUUUUAGGAGUAAAAAUCACUUUUAGAUUGAAGAAAGUCAAUGUUAGAAAGUUAUCAAAUAGUGAAAUAUAUUGUGAUGUAAUUAAAAGAAAUCCAAAACAAAUGG
This is a messenger RNA of Racocetra persica, 778 nucleotides long. The record is from the annotation of a GenBank genome assembly. Lineage: Eukaryota; Fungi; Glomeromycota; Glomeromycetes; Diversisporales; Gigasporaceae.